AUGUGCUCCGUGCAGGGGAUCCCCAGUCCCGGCACCACCAUCAGCCUGAGGGUCACCUUCGUGGACGUUCACCCGGAGGUGCCGAUAGUGCGGCUGUGGGGCCUGCUGGGCGAGCGCCGGGAGGAGUAUGCCCGGCUGCACCAGGACAUCCAGGCUAAGGCCGGGCCGCGCCUGGUCGGCGCUCCGGGAGCCGUCUGGCCGGCGGUGGGGGCCGGGCUGUGCUCGGGGGACCUGUGCCUGGUGGAACUAGGGGACCAUUGGCACCGCUGCCGGGUCGUGAGCCGCCAAGGCCAGCACUGCCGAGUCUUCCUGCUGGACGAGGGUCGCACGGUGGCGGCCGACGCCUACUACUUGGCCCGGGGCAGGGACGAAUUCUUCCACCUGCCCUCCGAGGUGCUGGGCUGCGUGCUGGCCGACCUGGUGCCGCCGGGAGACGGGGCGGCCGUGGCGGGCAGCGGGGAGCAGCCGGCCGCCAGCUGGACGGCGGGCGCCCUGGAGUUCCUGAACUACCUGCAAGCCAAGGAGGUCUCGGGGCUGGUGCGAGAGGUGCUGAUGCCGCAGUGCCUGGUCCUGCUCGAGCUGCCUUGGCUGCUGGCCCAGAUGCACCACCUGGGCCUGGCCAAGCAGGUCACUCCCAGCUGCUUCCGAGCCCUGCUCAAGCGCUGCCUGGCAGCGCCCCGCCUGCACGGCCAGCCCAAGCCGGAGCCCCCCGGCCCUACUUCGGCUCAGCAGUACCCUGUUGCUACCACUCCCCAGCCGGGCCCGGCCGCCCUGGAUUUCUUCUACCCACGGCUGCAGCUGGGGGUGACUCAGCCGGUGCUAGUGACCCAGAUCUCCGACCCGCACCACGUCUAUUGCCAGCUGCAGAGCCUUUCCCAGGAGAUCCAGCGCCUCUCGGACUCCUUGCACCAGAGGUACGAGGCGGCGGCCAGGCGGGAGCAGGAUCCGCUACCCAAGCUGGGCGCCCCUUGCGCCGCACGCGGCAUAGACGGGCGCUGGUACCGCGCGCUGUUGCUGGAGCUCUUCCCCGGGGAGCAGGGUCGGCUGGUGGCCCAGGUGAUCUGCGUGGACUACGGCAGGAAGGAAUUCGUCAUCGGGGCUAACCUCCGCCGCCUGCCCCUGGAGUGUUUCCGCAUGCCGGUAGUGACCUACCCGUGCGCCCUGCAGGGCAUCUCGGACAGGGGCUGCGGCUGGUCCCGCUCCCAGCUCAGCGGGCUCAAGGCGCUGCUGCUGGGCAAGGCGGUGAGCGCCCGCAUCGAAACCUACAGUCCCUUCGAGCACCUCUACUACGUGAACCUGUACGGGGAGAACGGCCUCAACCUGAACUGCCUCUACGGGGUGCAGAGCCGCUGUCUGGCCCACAGCCUGCUGCAGGGCGGCCAGGGAGCGCAGGAGCUGCCGGAAGAGGAGGACGCCGCCCCUCCUAAGGAGCCGGGGCCGCCGCCGGACACACUCCCUGCAACUGCGGCUCAGAAGGACCCGGCCACUGCCCACCUGCCGGGCGUGCGGGUGAAGGUGGGAGUGUUCUACCAUGCCAAGGUGUCCUUCGUCCGAGACCCGUCCGAGUUCUGGCUGCGGCUGAAGGAGCACCUCCUGCCCUUCAGUCAGCUGAUGCGGAGCAUGAGCGACUUCUACUCCCGAGCCCAGAAGCUGGACGGCGUCGUCCUGGAGCCCCAGCCGAGAUCCCUGUGCUGCGCCAAGUGGAAGGAGAACGCCUACUAUCGGGCCGUCAUCACCAGUGUGCUGGGGAAUGGGGUGGAAGUGCACCUGGUGGAUAGAGGCAACAGGGAGAUCUUGGAUUGGUAUGAGGUAAAGGAGCUGCUGCCUCAGUUCAGGGAGCUGCCUGCUGUAGCUCUGAAGUGCUGUUUGGCAGAUGUCUCUCCCCUGGGAGAGACAUGGAGUAAAGAGUCUGUGGCUCACUUUAAAAGGGCAGUGCAGAGCAAAGAGCUGGUGAUCCAGGUGUUGGGUACGCAGGGUGACAAGCAUGUGAUUGAAGUUCUUGACCUGUCUCAAACGGGGGAGAAAAAUAUAAGCAAAAUUUUGUCCCAAGGAGGCUAUGCAAAAUUCCAAGGGUCUGAGAUUCCAGAGACUCUUCAGAAGUUAUCUGCUCAGUCUCUGAGGCAGGAUCUCAAAGAACAUGCUGGCGAGGGGGAGCUAGUAAGUUCAACAGCCAGGAAGAGUGGUGUGCAAACCAAAACAAUAAGAGACAAUAUAGCGCUGAAUCCCUCGGUGCCUUUGACAGUCAAAGACCAGCCUACUGCAGAAAAUUGCCUUUUAUCAAGUGACUCAGCUCCUGAUGAAAAAAAAAUUAAGGGAAACCUAAAUCUGCCCUCCUCUCUUACACAGUACUACUUGGAAAUAAAACCAGGAUCUCCUUAUGAAGGUCAGCUGGAAGUUGGUAGUACAGUUCAGGUGAUGGUAUCCUAUGUUGAAAGUCCUGGUUACUUUUGGUGUCAGUUGAGGAGAAACAACCGAGAACUUAAGUCAUUAAUGGCUGAAAUUCAGGAUUAUUGCAAGACUUCAGCACAGCCACAUUGUUGGGCAAGUCCAGUGUGUUUAGCUAAGUAUUCAGAGGAUGAGAAAUGGUACAGAGCUUUGAUUAUUAGUGGAGAGUGUUCUACAGAACAGGUAGAAGUAAUAUAUGUUGACUAUGGGAACAAGGAGCUGGUUUCUGUAAAGAAUCUCUGCUCAAUUAAUGCAAACUUUCUGAAAUUAAAGGCUCAGGCUUUCAGAUGCAGCCUUUACAAUUUAAUCCAACCAAAUGGUCAGGAUCCUUUUGUUUGGGAUGAAAAAGCAAUCCUAGCUUUUCAGGAGUUUGUUGAUGACACAGCAGAUCAUUUGGAACUGAAGUGUACAAUAUUUGCUCUAGCUGCCAUAAACAAUAAAGAGCUGUUUAAUGUUGUGGACUUAAUUACACCUUUUCAGAGUGUGUGCCAUUUUUUAACCGAGAAAGGGUUGGCCAGACCUGUACCGCCUCAAAAACCUCUGGCAUCCUCCAUUCAGCUACACUCUUACUAUUAUUCUACACAUGACAUCAAAAUUGGAAGCGAAGAAGAGAUUUAUGUAACACAUGUUGACAAUCCAUGGAAAUUUUACUGCCAACUUACCAGAAGUGCAAAUGUCCUAGAACUGCUCACAAAUAACAUUGGUCGACUAAGCAAAGUACUGCACAGUUUAAAAAUGUCACAAAACCCUGGAAACCUAUAUCUUGCAAGGUAUACUGACAAUCACUGGUACAGAGGAGCAGUUUUGAAAACCAAGCCUAAUAAAGAAGUCAUCUUUGUAGACUUUGGGAAUACACAGGUGGUAAAGAAAGAAGACUUGAUUCCUGUACCUAGUGAUGCAUAUGAUAUCUUGCUUUUGCCAAUGCAAGCCAUAAAAUGUUCACUAUCUGAUAUCUCUAAUGUACCGAAAGAAGCUACCACAUGGUUUGAAACCGCUGUCUUGGAUAAGCCUUUAAAGAUGAUAGUGGUAGCAAAAGAAUCUGAUGGAAGGCUGAUAGUUGAACUGUAUGAUGGCAAUAUUCAAAUUAAUGCAAAAAUUAAAGAGGGUUUAAGCUUACCAAGAAAUAGAGAGUCUAACAAUUAUGUAGAAAAUGAAACUCUACAUUCUAAAAACAUAAAUGCUAAAGAAGAGAGGAAUGAAAACAUGAAGUCAUCAGCAACAUACAUGAGAGAGUCUGAGAAUAAAACUUGGAGAUCUGAAAUCCAAGGAGAAGACUGCAAUACCAAAACCAGCUUUGUAUGUAAGGAUGUAAAACACUUCCAACCUGCUGCAAAAAGAGAGUUGUCAACCAAGUUUCUAGGAUCUGUGGAAAGAUUUAACAGUAACAAAGUUUUUCCCUCAGCAAGUACUUCGUUAGGUAAAAAAGUAGAUGAAAAUAAAUCUUUACCCUUUAUAAAGAAAGAGAUAAAGUCUGAUAUUGUUAAACCUGAUACUGUUAAAACUAGAAAUCAAGGAGAAAAUAGUACACUUUUCCCACUUAAAAGCAUAUGUGACUUGCCUCCAAGGAACUUAGUGCCUGGUCUGAAAACUUUAGUAUACAUUUCUCACGUAAAUAACCCUUCAGAUUUUUAUAUUCAAUUAGCAAGUGAUGAGCCUCAACUUAACAAUAUUUCAGAAGGAUUAAACAAUAAAACAGGAACAAAGGGUCUCAGUCAACAACAGAUGCAAGUAGGAGACUUAAUUUGUGCCGUUUUUUCAGAAGACGGCUUGUGGUAUCGAGCUGUAGUAAAAGAGAAACUAUCUGAUGAACAGAUAAGUGUACAAUAUAUAGAUUAUGGCAACACUUCCGUAGUUAAUGUUUGUGAAACAAAUAGACUGCUUGAAAAAUAUUCAUCAAUUCCAAUGAUGAGUAUUCAUUCUUCGCUGGCUGGAGUUCAGUCUAAACAGUUUACAAAUUGGACACAGGAAGCAGUGAGUUAUUUUUCAGAAAGAACAAGUGAAGUUCAAAUAAACUGUGAAUUUGUAGAGAAACUCAAAGACAGAUGGGAAAUUGUUCUCUAUGACGAGCAAGGUAUGAUAGCAGUGGAUUUGAUUAAUGAAACCUUUGGAAUGAGAGAAGAAUCUCAGUCAACAGAAGCACUUGACAGAAGAGAGAGUGGUGCUGAUGUGGCAAAUCAGUGUGAACCUCUGCCUUUUGAAGAGAAAAAUAAAGCUUCUAGUAUAACUGACACUAAAUCAUUCUUCUGGAAGACUCUAGAGGUAGGUCAGACUGUAGAAACCUAUGUCACUGUUGUAAAGGGCCCAGAAUACUUUUGGGGUCAGAUGGCUGACCCAGAUAAUAUAAACUACUUAGAAAAAAAACUACAGGAAACUGGAGAACUUGAAAUAAGCAGUGUGGAUGACUUCAGAUCAAGUAUUAGAAGUGGUGAUAUUUGCAUAGCAAAGUAUAGUGAAGAUGGAAAACUUUACAGAGCAAAAGUUAGCAGCGUAAAAGGUAACAACCUAACUGUCAGACAUGUGGAUUAUGGAUCUGAGGAACUUGUUGGCAGAGAGAUGAUUAGACAAAUUCCUGAUCAAUUGCUUACAAUACCUAUGCAAGCAUUUCCAUGCUGUCUAUCUGGAUUUAAUUCCCCAGAGGGUUCAUGGAGUAAUGAAGCAAAAGACAAGUUCUAUGACAUGACUGCAGAACAUUUACUAGAGGUCACAGUAAUGGAAAUACAAAAGGAUAACUCUUCUGAAAUUCCCUUAUCUAUUGUUAAACUGGAAUGUAACGGAAAAAACAUUAAUGAGGAGAUGAAAUGUUUUUGGCAGUAUAACACUGACACGACUUUGGCAAACGUUCAGAAUGCUUUCAGUGAAAAGAAUGAGGGUCCAGGGACAGAUAAUACAGAUGCUGUUUGCCUUGGAAGAGCUGCGGCUUCUAUUGGAGAUGCCGAGCAAGAAAAUAGUGCUCUGCAGGAUGCUUUACUCUGUGCAGAACCAUUCCACCUGACAGACAAUGGAGGUCUAAAUACUGCAGAAAUUGAAGAAAAGGUGAUUCUCAAAACUGCUAAUGAGCAUCAGACCAAUUUUGAAAUACUUAAUAAAGUAGAGAAUCCUUUAUUGACAAAAGAGAGUGAUAGCGAAACAAGGGUAUAUGUAGAACCAAAAACAUCUGAACCACAGCUUCUUGCCAAUAGUGAAACAAAGGACUUAGACCUUGAGCCAUCUGAAGCACAGUUCUUGGAGGAUGAGGAACUCAAAGCAGAGACGUUAGAAUUAUCACUUGAAGUACAGUCUUUCCUGGGUGAAGAAAGAAAGGAGCGGUUGGAACUUCCAUCAGCUGAGGUGCAGCCUUCCCUGGAUGAGAAUGUGAAGCUGUUGGAAAUGGAGCAGUUACAAAUGCACUCUUCACUUGAUGAACUAAAAAAGCUCUUACUGGAGCUAGAGUCACUCAAAGUGUACCCUUCCUUGGGGGACAAAACAAAAGAAGAUAUUCUGGAACUGGAGUCACUAGAAAUGCAGACUUCCUUGACCGAUGAAACAAAGGAAAAAUUGUCAGAACUGGAAUCACUCCAAGUACAGCUUUUGGAUGAUGAAACGGGGGAGCUAAUGAACCUGAAAUCACUUGAAGUGUCACCUUCAUUUAGUAAUAGAGAGAAUUGGUUGGAAAUGGAGUCAUCACUUGAAAUACAGCCUGUAUGCGGUGAUGAAAGAGGGAAACUAUUCAAACUGAUACCAUGUGAGGUACAGAUUUCCUUGGGUGAAGAAACAAAGGAGAGAGUGGAUUGGGACUUGGACUUGCUUGAAGUUCAUCAAAUGAAAGCUGUACCAACUGAGUUGGAAGUGGAGUCUGCCCUGGUAAAAACUUUACUUAGUAAUGGAGCCAGAAAGGAGCUGGAACCAGAGAUGCACAAACCAGAGAUGCACAAAGUACAGUCUUUGCUUGGUGCUGAAAGAAAAGAGGUAUUGGAACUGGUGCCAUUGGAAGUGCAGGCUUCUCUUGGUGAUGAAACAAGGAAGGACCCGUUAGAGUUGGAACCAUCUAAUUUAGAGCUUUCUGUAGAUAGUGCAGAUCAGCUUUCAUUCCCCAAAACUGACUUAAAAAAGCAAGUGUCUACUUGCCCUGUAGAGCUGUGUGGUGUAGGACAAGCUGAUAGCAGAGGUGAAAAAUGUAAGAAAUGGCUAACUUUGCAAGAGAAGAGUUGUGCAGAACAGAUGAAACCAGACUUGCAUAAAGUGUUCAGAGAGUAUAAAACUAGUCUUGUGAGUGGGGAGUCCUUGAGGCAUAACCCCUCAGAUGAAGAAGAAAUUGAAAUAAGAGAAAAGCAGGAUGCAACUUUAGCUGGUCAUGGUGCAGAACAAAGUGAGCAUGCCUGUAAUCUAGAGGGGUUUGCUGUUGGCUCCAAAUGUAUGGUGUGGACAUGUCUGAAGUGGUGUGAGGCUCGGAUUUUGGAGAUAUCUGAUGAAGGCACCAAGGUUUUGAAUCUCUCUACUGGCAAUGAGGAGAUAGUGAAUCCUGAGAAUGUUUGGAAUGGCAUUCCUGAAGUGACGAAGAGUCCAUAUGAGGCAGCGUUCCAGGUGACAGAUAACUUGCACUCCUUAUCAGUGGAGGGCUCAGAGUUGAAAGAAAAAAGGGCUAGUUGUGGCUCAGAUGUAAUGGUUGACCCAUAUAUGUUGUCCAGCAGUCCUGAAAAUGCCACAGAGUAA
Molecule: messenger RNA, 7134 nt
Organism: Emys orbicularis (European pond turtle)
Lineage: Eukaryota; Metazoa; Chordata; Testudines; Emydidae
Gene: TDRD6
Product: tudor domain containing 6
Exons: 5
Coding region: 1-7134 (2377 amino acids)
Source: RefSeq, a predicted model, not a curated record